ACAAGCCGCUUUAGGAGUCGCGAGGUUCAGAGCCUUCGCUGCUGCCUGCGUUUCCGCUCCUAGAGUUUGACAAACCGUCUUUCUCGCUUGGCUCCCCGGCGCCACCGAGAUGCUGUCCUGCCGCCUUCAGUGCGCGCUGGCCGCGCUCUCCAUCGUCCUGGCUCUGGGCGGUGUCACUGGCGCACCGUCGGAUCCUCGACUCCGUCAGUUCCUGCAGAAGUCCCUGGCUGCUGCCGCGGGGAAGCAGGAACUGGCCAAGUAUUUCUUGGCAGAGCUGCUGUCUGAACCCAACCAGACAGAGAAUGAUGCCCUGGAACCUGAAGAUCUGUCCCAGGCUGCUGAGCAGGAUGAAAUGAGGCUGGAGCUGCAGAGAUCUGCUAAUUCAAACCCAGCCAUGGCACCCCGAGAACGCAAAGCUGGCUGCAAGAAUUUCUUCUGGAAGACUUUCACAUCCUGUUAGCUUUAUUAAUUAUUCUUGUCCAACCUCUGAUUACUCUCCUCCAAGCUCCAUUUCUCUCCCCUAAUGACCCCAAUCCUCAACAAUACCCUUACAUUAGGAAUUGAAGUCUGUAAAUACAAAAUAAAAUUAUGGUGAAAUUA
Molecule: messenger RNA, 600 nt
Organism: Talpa occidentalis (Iberian mole)
Lineage: Eukaryota; Metazoa; Chordata; Mammalia; Eulipotyphla; Talpidae
Gene: SST
Product: somatostatin
Exons: 2
Coding region: 110-460 (116 amino acids)
Biological process (GO): regulation of cell migration
Cellular component (GO): extracellular region
Molecular function (GO): hormone activity
Source: RefSeq, a predicted model, not a curated record